Messenger RNA from Laccaria bicolor S238N-H82, 1152 nucleotides. RefSeq lists its product as uncharacterized. The record is from RefSeq and is a predicted model, not a curated record. The transcript is spliced from 5 exons. Bases 1 to 1152 code for a protein of 383 amino acids. NCBI's taxonomy places the organism in Eukaryota, Fungi, Basidiomycota, Agaricomycetes, Agaricales, Hydnangiaceae.
AUGACCACUGAAUCGACGAAAUCUGAACAGCGAGAUGCGGCGAAUGAACUGGCUCCGACGAAAUCGGUUCCAGAUUCACUUAUUGUCGUCUUCAUCCACGGGUUCAAAGGGACCGACCAAACAUUUCGAGAAUUUCCCAAGAGACUGGAGCACAUCCUCUCGGAGACCAUAUCGAAUGUUAAGGUGGAAUGUUUGGUGUUCCCUGCGUACGAGGUGACGUGUACCGAUGACAAAGCGGUAGUCCGUUUCGCAGACUGGCUUACCACCUUGACCGUCGAGCGUGAGGUUGCUUCUGGUGGAGGAGCAGGUAAUGCCAAGAUCGUCUUGUGCGGGCACAGUAUGGGCGGCCUACUUGCUGCUGACACCCUUCGUGAGUUUGUCAACUCACGGCCAGAUGCUCAAGCUCCCUUGUGGCCGAAGAUCAUUGCGUGCAUUGCAUUUGACACACCCUACUACGGUUUACAUCCUUUCGUUGUCAAAAACAGCGCAACUAAAUACGCCGAUGCUGCAAAAUCGAUUGGAACACUUCUGGGAUCAUUCCCCGGGUUCAGCGCUAAAACGACAACACCCCCACCCGCUGCAGCCAACACCCAGGCUGCUUCGGGAUGGGGACGAUGGGCAGGACCUGCUGCAUUUGCAGUGGGCGGGGCGAUACUGGCUGGGGCAGCAGCUGGAACGGCUUACUACAGACGGGAGGACUUGAGUCAAGGUUUCUCAUGGGCCACAGAUCACAUGAAAUAUGUUGGUAAUUUAUGGGACGAAGAAGGUCUGUCGAAACGGGUGGAAGCCUUAAUUGACAUUGAGGAUAAGGAUGGUGUCACCUUUAGGUCGUUUUAUGCCAUUUUACCCCCAUCACCGCCAGCUUUCCUUAAUUCCCGGACAUUCGUUGUCCUUCCUAAGGUCACCUCCAGGAGUUUUUCGCAUUUCCUACCGGCGAAGAACAGCACUGCGCCUGACGAACUACAGGCACACAUGGGGAUGUUUGGUGCGCAAACGAACGAUGGAUACUACGAGCUUGGCCUUUCAACGGCCAAAAUUAUUCAAGACGCUGUGGCGUCUUUGAGAGGCGCCAUACACAAACAGAACAAUGGUGAUCCCUUGAAGAGGCCGUCAAAACCGAGUGCAGAGAUUGCGGACCUUAUUAGUCUGUAG